This is a messenger RNA of Trichosporon asahii var. asahii CBS 2479, 573 nucleotides long. RefSeq lists its product as uncharacterized. Lineage: Eukaryota; Fungi; Basidiomycota; Tremellomycetes; Trichosporonales; Trichosporonaceae. The coding region runs from base 1 to 573 and encodes 190 amino acids. The record is from RefSeq and is a predicted model, not a curated record. The transcript has 2 exons.
AUGUUCGCCCUCGCCACUCUUGCUCUCUUGACCGCCGUGUUCGCAAGCCCCAUCGAGGAACGCGCUCCGGGUCAGCAGAUCUAUACCCACUCCGGCAGCAGCAACUGCUUCGUCGUCCGCGACCCCAAACCCAAGAUCCCUGCCCCAGCGACUUCCAAGGCUGGAAGCUCCCCGCUUCGGGCUCCUCGGGCCGCAUUUCGCUCAUCUCGCACCCCGAUCUGUGCCUCGACGGCGGACUUCGUGAUGGUGGCGGUGCUGGUGAGGUGUAUCAGCGAUGCCAAGGAGCUGACUUCAGGCGCGUCCCCUCCUGACGGCCGUCGCCUUGUUGUGAAGCCGUGCAACACUCAGGACCCUUGCCAGUUCACCUUCGGCAACGCGCAGUACUGGUGGGGUCCUCAGGGAGACGAUCAGCGCUUCUUCCUCGAGUUCUCUGGCGUUCCUCGCAUCAAGCAGGUCAAGACCGGCGCGUGCAUCACCGUCAACGGCAACACGGCCGAGAUCCAGCGCUGCCACCCCGACAACACUUGCGUCAACGACGACAACCAGCUCUUCUCUUUCACCCAGCACGGCUGA